AUGAAAGAAAAAGUUUAGAAAAAAUAUAAGAUUUCAUUUUAUUCUUUAGAAUUAGAAAUUAUUUUAUAUUUGCAAAUAUUCACUAUUUAUUUUACUUUUCAGUAUUAAAUAUCCUAGCUGCGUCUUUUUAAUUUUCAAAAAAUCAUAUGCUUAUUUGUGUAGUAUCUUUUUUUUGUUUUCAGUUUUAUUCAAACAAUUUUAUAAAUUUAUCUCCAUCCUUAAAUUAUCUACUUUAAUUUUUGUUUUUUUUAUCAAUAUGAUCUAAUGAAUUUAAAUUCCUCUUAAAAUUAAUAAUUACUAGAAUUUUUUAAAUACGGCUAAUUGGCCAUCUCGAAUUCCUACUAUAUAUAUUUUUAAGUUUAUGUUUUAAAUACAAAUAUUAAGAUUAAAUAAUCAAUGUUAAAUUAAUUUGUAUGUGAUAUCUCUUCAUAAAACCAAAUUUAUAAAUUAAUAUUUGAUAAUUAAUUAAUUAAUUAUUAUAUUUAUUUGUUCUUUUUAUCCAUUUAUAAUUAAUUAAUUAAUUAAAUUUCAUAAAUUGCUUUUCAAUAUUUUUGA
Tetrahymena thermophila SB210 is the source of this 555-nucleotide messenger RNA. Its product is annotated as transmembrane protein, putative. NCBI's taxonomy places the organism in Eukaryota, Ciliophora, Oligohymenophorea, Hymenostomatida, Tetrahymenidae. The record is from RefSeq and is a predicted model, not a curated record. The transcript has a single exon.